Molecule: messenger RNA, 1227 nt
Organism: Meyerozyma guilliermondii ATCC 6260
Lineage: Eukaryota; Fungi; Ascomycota; Pichiomycetes; Serinales; Debaryomycetaceae
Exons: 1
Coding region: 1-1227 (408 amino acids)
Source: RefSeq, a predicted model, not a curated record
AUGGUUUCAUUGUUUUCGAAGACUGUUGCAGUCGCCGCUUUAAUUGGAGGUUCCGUGGCUAAGGAUGUUGCCUGUGCCGUUGGAGGUGUUCAACAGUCCAUUGUUGACUUGGACACUGGGUCCUGUAGCUUUAACAUUCCUGCCUCCCAGCCUGCUAUCUGGGAAUACUCGUCUCCAGAGGACUAUACUGCUGAGUUUUACUUCGCCGUAGUUGACACGGUAAGAUACUUCACCGACAUCACUGGUGCUGGCCGCAGCAUCGUGAUUCCUGCCAGAUUCUUAUAUGGCCUUGGAGACUUCCCGCUCUUCCAGAUCUUCUCGCAGCAAAACUCUCCCUCAAACAGUACCGGAGCUUUGCGCAAGAGAUUCGCAGCCAUUCCUACUCUUGACCAAAGAGAUGAGGAAAGCGACUUGGUUGCGCACUUGAAGACUCUCGAGGGAACCGAAAUUCCAAGCUUGGCUUUCGCUGUUGUGGACCCUGCUGUAGCUUCAAGCAGCGGCACUGAAGCUACCACCACUUCUGGAGCCACUUCUACUGAGACCAACACUUCCACUGACAUUGUCACCAUCACCUCGUGCUCCGACAACGUAUGCCACGAGACCACCGUUCCUGCUCCUACUGUUACCGUGGAGUCCACCACCAUCGUCACCAUCACCUCGUGUAGCGAGAACAAAUGUUCCAAGACCGCAGUUCCUGCUACUUUGGGUGAAACCACCGCUACUGUUGGCGGAGAAGUCACUUCUUACACCACCUGGUGCCCAGUUUCCGAGAGUGAAAAGACUAAAUGGGUCACUGUCACUUCAUGCCACGAAGACAAGUGCCACUCCACCGUUGCCCCUGCCACUCACGGAUGGACCACCACCGAAAUUGAGGGCACCGUCACCUCGUAUGUCACCUGGUGUCCAGUCACCGAGACUGCUCCAACAGGCACAGCCACCAAAGCUGCCACUACCGGAACAGUCACUAAGGCUACCCAGGCUGCUUCUACCGGCAAAGUUACCGUUGUUCUGACCGCACCUGGUGGAGAGGUCGUCACCAUUGUCACCAAGGCCCCAACUGUAGCCGGUCAAUCUACCGGUGUUGCCACCAAGGCACCAACCGUUGCUGGCCAGUCCACCUCCGCUGCCACCACCGCAGCUUCCGUUUCCACGUUCGAGGCUUCUGGAAGCUUCAUCGGAGCCUCGUUGCUUUCCGUGUUGUUGAUGCCCUUGUUGGCUUUGAUUUAG